Messenger RNA from Haemonchus placei, 846 nucleotides. NCBI's taxonomy places the organism in Eukaryota, Metazoa, Nematoda, Chromadorea, Rhabditida, Trichostrongylidae. The record is from the annotation of a GenBank genome assembly.
AUGGGUUCCCCGACCCCAGAGGCGAUGAGUCCUAUUUCAACAAUUCGUCCAAUGCGAAAGGCGGAUGCGGUUGGCAGAUUGCGAACUCGCUCUGACUAUUAUCUGUGGUUUUUUGGACAACUUCAUGUGAAGCAACUUCUGGUUUUCUUGCACUUCUUUCUGCUGGUUGUGUCUGUGUGGUUUAUGUGCGCAGCAGGAGCAGAUAACCUCAGCGGCCUCGGCCUUCCUGGCCUUGACGGGUUUCCGCCCUUCGAUGUUCACCAUGGGAGUAAAUCUGGCCAGAAGUUGGAUCCUUCGCAAGUAACAGCUCCCAGGCCUACGUUUCUCUAUACUGCACGAAACAUUGUAUCAGGACUGGGCUACUUCUACUUAUUCAGCUAUCCUUCGGUGGCGGUCUUUUCAUCUGGAGCGUGCGCGUGAUACGGAAGCAGUUCCUUACCUUUAAUAAAGCUCAUGCAGAUGAUAACUUCGUAUUCCUUAUCUUUGAAAGUGUUCGAUUCGUGCUUCUUCCAUGUGCAAUUAUGUGGGCUGUCUAUAUUUAUUUCUUUUAUGGUUGUAUACGUGGAUUUAUAUUCGUAUACCGCCGAUCGCAUCAGUCUAGUUCCCGCAAGAAUGGAGUUAGCACGGUGAACUCCACGAGUUGGUCUUUCAGAGGAAAUUGCUCAUCGCUGGUAUCCGAAGAAGUCAACGUUAGUUUUGGAUCAGGGACAAGUGAAAACAACAAUCCCAACCGUUCAUUUUGUGGAUUUAACUCAUCUUUUCGGCAGUUGGAUACGGUCCGUGAGGAGAGUGAAACUCAGGAGAACACUAUCGCCAGCUCCGAAACAGCAACUGGUGCAAGUAUGA